CCUCGCCCAGUCUUUGUCUCGGUGUCGGAGCUCCGGUCCGCGACCCCGAAAGGACGCAGUGGGGCGGCGGGCGGGGCGGACUCGGGGCCCGCGCAGGUGAGGCGCGGCUCCGGGGCCGCCAACUCCGGGCACGCGCCCGGGUGGUUUUCUCGCUCUGCGGGCGCUCGGAAACUUCGAGUUCUCUGUUCUCAAAAUGCAGACUCGCAGCGCAGAAAUAAAGAGCAUGUUUGUGUGGGGUGGACCUUUCUUAGUUUGUUGCUUGUCAGCAAUAACGAACGUUAGUGUGGCUUCCAGCGUUGGUUUCUUCGUACUCAAUCUGAGAUCAUUGAAAGUAAAGAUAGGAAACUGGCAGCCUCUACUAAUGUGGGAUUGUAAAAUAGGACCGAUUGUAUAAGCGACGUGAAAAUCAAGCUUCCUUAUUUCAUAGUCGUGGCUCAGUAAAACAAAAGAGAAUGAAAGAAGUAGAUAAUCUUGAAAGUAUAAAGGAAGAAUGGGUUUGUGAAACAGGAUCUGACCACCAACCUCUUAGUGAUAGUCAACAAAAAAAUUGUGAAUAUUUUGUUGACAGCCUUUUUGAGGAAGCGCAGAAGGUUGGUGCCAAGUGUUUGUCUCCCACUGAACAAAAGAAACAGGUAGAUGUAAGUAUAAAAUUAUGGAAAAAUGGAUUCACUGUCAAUGAUGAUUUCAGAAGUUAUUCUGAUGGUGCAAGUCAACAGUUUCUGAACUCCAUCAAAAAAGGGGAAUUACCUUUAGAAUUACAGGGAGUUUUUGAUAAAGAGGAGGUGGAUGUUAAAGUUGAAGAUAAGAAAAAUGAAGUAUGUAUGUCAACAAAGCCUGUGUUCCAGCCCUUCUCAGGACAAGGUCACAGACUGGGAAGUGCUACACCAAAAAUUGUUUCUAAAGCAAAGAAUAUUGAAGUUGAGAAAAAAAAGACGUUGUCUGCUGUCCCACUAAACAAUCUGGAACCCAUCACUAAUAUACAGAUCUGGUUAGCCAACGGGAAAAGGAUUGUCCAGAAAUUUAACAUUUCUCAUAGGAUAAGCCACAUCAAAGACUUCAUCGAAAAAUACCAGGGAUCUCAGAGGAGUCCUCCCUUUUCCCUGGCAACUGCUCUUCCUUUCCUCAAAUUGCUAGAUGAAACACUCACACUGGAAGAAGCUGAUUUACAGAAUGCUGUAAUCAUUCAGAGACUCAAAAAAACCGCUGAACCUUUUAAAGAACUUUCAUAGCAUUGAUCUUUGAUACACUAAGUGGAAAGUUUCCCCAAAAAUGAUGGUCAUAAGUGGACGUGCAAAUCAAAACAAGGGAAAGUCAGAUUUGCUGGGUUUUGCACUGUUUUAAUUCCCUGCUGAUGAGAUUUUAAAAUAAGUACAAGUUAGGAAAGUAAACUAUUACUGGAAACUAUAUUCAGUGAACUUUUUCCAGAAGGCUACUCAGAAAGAAAAAUAUAUAUUUUCAAAUACCAUUUAUUCAACAUAAGAUAUAUUCAAUAACUUAUCAUUUAAAAUCUUAAUAUGGUAUAAAGUAAGAAAUAUGUGCACAGCAUCUUCCAUUCAAAUAUGAUUCCCAAACAGCAAUGAUGUGUUUAAAUGUUAGCUGUCUCAGAUUUUUUAAAUGGCAAUACAUUAGAAAAUUGUACAUGGCAGGUUAAAAGCAUCAGUGUAAUUUUCUUAUAUCUGAGAUACAAUCAUAAGGCUGAAAGGGUCUGCUUUUACCACAGCUAUACCUAAACCUCAGAAGUGUUCCCAAUUUGCAUACUCCAACAAUCGAAUAUUAACAGUAUCUGGGAUGUACUUUCAUUUAAGAAUAAAAUUGUGUAGUUUAGUAUAAUGUCAGUAUCAAUGUGCCAACUCAUAUUUCAACAUUUUCAAAAUGUGUAGAUUUAAAAGAAUUCUUUUUUCUCUAGGAACCUGUUUAUUCCCUACUUUAUUUUCUUUGAAAAACUAGGGCUUUGUUGUAGCUGACAUCUGGAGUGAGCCGUUUGUUUCCUCACAUAGAAUCUAGUGCUGUUGUCACAUUACUAAUUAACAUUUUUAAAUGCGUCCUGUGAAGUGUGGUCUUCUAUUUCAUACAUCAUUGGCCUGUUUAUAUAUUAAAGGAUUGUUUAUUACGUUAGAUGUCACUAAGGAAAACCUGCUUCACAUCUUAGAUUUUUAACUAAAACUGGUUCGACUUCAGUAUUUCACUGUCAGAUUAAAUCCUCUUGCCUGAAAAUAAGUUUAAGAAGCUUUUUGCAGAUGAUCUGUUGAAUCAUAUUUAAAGUGAAAUAUGCAUUGGUGUGCCAAGGAAUGAAGCAACCGGGCCUAUCAGCAGUAAUGUUCAUAGGGUACUGGAUGCCUGCUGGAAAGAAAAGUUCUCAAACUUUUUGGUCUCAAGAGCUUUUGUUUAUGUGGGUUACACAUAUUAAUGUUAUAUUUAAAAUAAAAGGUUAUCAAAUAUUUAUUCACUAGAAACGUGUUAAUGUAAAGAACAUUUUCAUGAAAAAUGUCAUUUUCCAAAAUGUCAAAAGAUGGAGUGGGAAACGUGGCAUUGUAUUUUAUUUUCUGCAGACAUCUUUACUGUCCGAUUUAAAGAAGACAGAUGGGAUCUCAUUUGCUUCCACAUUCAGUCUGUUGCAAUAUCGCACAUCAUGUCCCCUCUGGUAAAUGCUCCUGUACACUCUUGAAAAAGUGAAGAAAAAAAAAGGCAAGAAUAACAUCUUAAUAUAAUUAUGAAAAUAGUUUUGACCUUGCAGACCCCUUGAAAGAAGUAAUCUUGUAAAGCAGUGAUUUGCAGUGAUCUUCAAGCCUUAAUGCAUAACGAUCACCUGGAAAGCUUUCAGAAUGCCUAUUACCUGCCACCUACCACACACAUUUUAACAAUUCGUUGUAUUUGGGAAGGGUCCCAGAUCUCUACAUUUUUAAUCUCCAGUAAUUCUUAGGUAUGUAGUAGGAGAAUCUGUCUUCAGGAAAUCCUGCACUAAGCUGGAAAAUCCCAUGGACGGAGGGCCUGGUGGGCUGUAGUCCAUGGGGUCGCUAAGAGUCGGACAUGACUGAGCGACCUCACUUUUCACUUUCACUUAAGCUUCCACCCUAGGAAAAUAAAACCUGCAUGCUUCACCAUGGCAGUGUAAGACCGGACUGAAAUGGGGCUGUUAGACCUUUAAGUUUUAUCCUGGUCCCCCACAGUUCAUUCUUACACUGUCUUUCCCUCCCCCACCCCUUAAUGCUGACCUGAUCAUGAUAUAAACUUGUGCUUUAUCUUCUAUAAGCACAGCUGAGACAAGGCUGUAAUAUUUAAAUGAGGUUUUUAUUAAAGGCUCAGGGAUAACAGAAGGGAAAUAGACAUAUAACUAGAUGACCUGGUGUAUAAUAUAUCUUCUGUUUGAAAUCCAUUUUGAGAAUGCUUGCUUUUCUAGCUCUCAGCCCUCCACAUGGUAGAGUUCUGUUGUUUUAUCAGGGAGAGAGGGAGAACAAAGGAGAGACUUUUCCUUUUGUCAUUCACCCUCAGAAAUAAACAGACACAUAACAGAAAAUAUUUAUUGUCGGUAACGUUUACGGCCAUGAUAGAGCCCUCUUGCUAGUGAAACAAAAAUAAUGGCAUUCUUAAAAAAGUGAGGGGAUGCUAAGAUCAUACAUAAGAUGACUGUUGAUAUAUUUUCAAGAAUCUGUAAGAAAAUGUUUCACAUAGGCCUAUCAUGAAGCAUUUUAUAAUUUUCCUUUGCAUAAAUAUGUCAAUUUAUGAUUCUCCAUAUAUUGGGGCAUAUAUGAAGGGGCUUCUUGUUGGAAAUAUUGUCCUCCCUUAUGGGUUUUCCAGUUUACCAUAAUUAUUAUCCAGAAGACAUAUUGGAAGUUUUCUUGGGUGUACAUGUAGAGUACACCACAAUGAGAAGUUCUUUAGAGAAAGACCUGUCAUCAGCAAUAACCCUCAUUUUUGUAACUGUGAAAACUUUACCACAAGUGAUACUCUUAAAGGUUUUCUAAAGUGAGAACCACCUCAUAAAGCUUUUUAUGUGAAAGUGUAAAAUUCUAAAGUUGUUAAUUAAAUGUCUAAUAUAGCCCAAACAUGUUGACUUUAGAAAACAAACUGCAUUUUGCAAAGGAAGGCAAACUUGAAAAUAAGCCAGCAUCUUAGGUGUGGAAUACAAUUUGACCUAAGUAGUUGUUUGAAAACUGGCCUCAAUCAAUUUAAAAGCAUUGUUAGGCCUGUUAUAUGGAAGUACAUAUUGAAUUUUACAAAUUUUAAUUUAUUGGUUAAAUUACUAUGCAUUAUCCAGGUUAUAAAGGUGAUCUUAUUUAUUUUAUAUACUUCUGUCAUUUAGAGUAGUUUUCAUUUUACUUAAUUGUGUUGAAAUUAUGCAUGCAUCUAUUUCAGUGCCUUAAAGUAUUUUGAAAGCAAUCUUGAUAAUGGUUAAAGAACUGUUGUCUUAAAGAUGAAACACUGUUCAUUAAAAGGAUCUGUGAAAUAAUUUAUAUUUGUUUGUUAUAAAUUAGUUACAUAUGGAUGCAUUUGUCAUUUUUAUUUGCAAAAACAUUCAGUUUGAGAAUCAACAAACAUUUAUUAGGUGCUUUCUAUUUGCCAGGUAUUUUAACCAAUGUUACUUUGAUUUAAUACUCAGAAGUGUUAAAACGUGAUACUUUUAAACUCA
Molecule: messenger RNA, 4627 nt
Organism: Bubalus bubalis (water buffalo)
Lineage: Eukaryota; Metazoa; Chordata; Mammalia; Artiodactyla; Bovidae
Gene: UBXN2A
Product: UBX domain protein 2A
Exons: 8
Coding region: 453-1229 (258 amino acids)
Biological process (GO): nuclear membrane reassembly; proteasome-mediated ubiquitin-dependent protein catabolic process; Golgi organization
Cellular component (GO): cytosol; nucleus
Molecular function (GO): ubiquitin binding
Source: RefSeq, a predicted model, not a curated record